AUGUUGAUUUUAAAGUUGACAAAUAGAGGGCGCUCUAGUCAUCAAGCUGAGUGUGGCAGGACUUGUCUAGUGCAAGAAAACCUAAAAUCACCUAAAAUAAAAUUAACGUUAUUCAUACGUAUUUGCAAGUGUACCAUAACUUUCAUGGUGUCUUGGAGUAUUGUGGCCGCUGUCUUGUACAAUCUGGAACCACCGGUUUGCGGAUAUUUAAGCGAUGAGUUUGCACACUUGCGUUGCACUCGUAUUUUCGUUUCCCCAUCUACCACCAUGCAGCUGCUGGCGAUUGUGUACAUAAUUUCCUUUGCCAGUCUGGCCGUUGCCGACGUAGUUACAGUACAGCAAUGUACGGAAGGAUCGCUACCGCUGUCAGUGGAUGUGACCGGAUGUAGAGCGACGCCUUGCGAACUACCAAAGGGACAAGAUGCGGCCGUACUGGUCGACUUUACAGCUGAUCGCCAUCUGACAGCACUCGUACCGAAGGUACAUGCCAGUUUUGGGGGAAUGACGGUACCUUUCGAGCUUCCCGAUGAUCGGAAAGAUGCGUGCCAGUGGCUCGUGGGUGGUAUGUGCCCUGUAUCUCUUGAUGAGGAUGUUACGUACGAGCUUCGUCUACCAGUGCUCGCAGUGUACCCUUCGUUAAGCCUUACGGUGGAGCUGAAGCUUGCCGAUCAGGACAAUAAGGUCGUUACUUGCUUCCAGCUUCAGGCGAAGGUAGUCUAAGUGCUAAAAGUAGUAA
Messenger RNA from Anopheles maculipalpis, 736 nucleotides. RefSeq names its product NPC intracellular cholesterol transporter 2-like. The record is from RefSeq and is a predicted model, not a curated record. Lineage: Eukaryota; Metazoa; Arthropoda; Insecta; Diptera; Culicidae. The transcript has 5 exons. The coding region runs from base 1 to 720 and encodes 239 amino acids. Gene Ontology annotation, molecular function: sterol binding. Gene Ontology annotation, biological process: intracellular cholesterol transport.